This is a messenger RNA of Drosophila persimilis, 1431 nucleotides long. RefSeq names its product DNA-directed RNA polymerase III subunit RPC5 (gene Polr3E). The record is from RefSeq and is a predicted model, not a curated record. Bases 1 to 1431 code for a protein of 476 amino acids. Gene Ontology annotation, cellular component: nucleus; RNA polymerase III complex. NCBI's taxonomy places the organism in Eukaryota, Metazoa, Arthropoda, Insecta, Diptera, Drosophilidae. The transcript is spliced from 3 exons. Gene Ontology annotation, biological process: DNA-templated transcription.
AUGGACGAGGAGGAGGAUCCGAUUGUGGAGGAGAUGCCCGUGUUUCUGUCAAAGACCCUGCACGACAGCUUGUACCUUUUCCAAUACCCCACAAAGACGGAGCUGCCAAACCACGACGAGUCCGUGGUCAUCAACUGCUGCGUAAAGCCGUUCACCCAGGAAGUCAAGGUGGACUUCGCCCUGAACACGGAAUCGAAACACUACGAUCGCUUUAAGGGCGAGCAGUUCGCGGUGGCCGCCGACGGGAAGAACACAUUCGGCGCCUUGCCGUCGAAGGGCGGUGAGCGGCCCACCUACAAGCGUGGGAUCAUGGACAAGCAGGCCUUCACCAGCACGCGCUCGCUGACAGACAUUUCCAAGUAUAUUGUGGGCAUCUACGCGGAUAAGGAGAUGCACCUAUCGCCGCUGACAAGCAUUGUUCAGCUGCGGCCCGCCCUGAGCCACUUCGACAAGGAGGACAAGCGCAAGAAAGCGGAGCAAAAGGCCCAAAACGACGAUGUGGACGACGACGAGGUGCUGCAGCAGGUCACAGUGAAGUUCGCUCGCGACAAGGGAGCCGCAUCCAAGAAGACGAAGGAGGAGCGUGGCACGUACGACAGCUUUGUCCAGCGCAUUGUUGACGAGCCGUGGUGCGAGACAUUAUGGCACGCCCGUACCUCAGCCGCGGUGGAGCUGGAACGCCAGAAGCUCUAUGCCACCAACCACCAGUCGAACCUUUCGCUGACUCUCAGUUCCAGCGACUACCUGCACAAGCUGCUGCCGUACAACGAGAACGUGCAGAAGGUGGACGAGUCCAGUGUGCUGCCCGUGUACAACAAGGCCAUGCUGAAGACUAUGCCGCUGCUGGACCAGCUGCGUAUCCUGCUCAAGGACGCCAGGAUGCUGUCGUUCGGAGAUGUCCUCCAGAUACUCAUGGAGCAAGUGGAUCCCCAUGUGACGCCCGACAAGGUGCUGGCCCUGCUGCCCCAGGUCGGUAUUCUGCUGAACGGCAACUGGGUGCCCAAAUCGGAGGUGGUCUUUCCCGAAAAGAUGCUUUCCCACGCCAACGGUGUCACUGCCGAGCAAAUGAUACGCGCCAGGGACUAUAUACUCUAUAGAUUCUCGCGAACGGCGUGCCUGCACCGUACACAGGUGAUGGCCGCCACCCAGCUGCCGCCCGCGGAGACCUUCGAUGUCCUGAGGACCGUGGCCAAAGUGAACACUACGAAACGCUGGGAGCUGCUGCUGCCGCCGGACAAGGAGUUCGAGCAGAAGCAUCCGGAACUGGUGCAGCGCCAGGAGCUACACUGGCGCGCCUCGGAGCAACACUACAACGAAAUGGACUGGGCCAAGGAGACGAAGCGAGUGCGCAAGCGCUCCACCCGCAAAAGCGAGUCCCAGUCCUCAACAGCCAUGCCACCGCCUGCCCCAACAACACCAGCGGAAGCGUAG